AUGGGAAGCAUUCAGAUCUUGGUUUUGGAUGCCCCAUUUAUGUGCGUUUGCGAUGCCAUUGGCGAGUGGAAAUUCUGGUGGGGGCGAGUGUUUCCCCUCAGGGCCGUCUUUCUGAGCAGGCUCGGAGCUCAGGCCGGUUCUGUCAUUGGCACUGGGAGCCGUUCAACUGCUCCAUAGCUGAGCGCAGUGAAAGCAAAGGAAGGAGUGUGUGCUGUGCUCUCUGCCUCCCCCUAGAGUGCAGUACCCGGCUCUGUGAGUGAACAACGAUGUACUGCAACUUUUUAAUAUGUGUCUGUGUGUAUGUACAUGUGUGUAUUUGUACAGGUGUCUGUGUAUGUAUGUACAUGUGUCUGUAUGUAUUUUUGUGUAUGUACAUGCAUAUAUGUGUAUGCGUGUCUGUACGUGCCUGUGUGUGUAUACAUGUGUGUGUGUGUGUGUGUGUGUACAUGUGUCUCUGUGCGUGUGUGUGUGUGUACAUGUCUAUGUAUGUGUACAGGUGUCUCUGUUUGUGUGUGUUU
Staurois parvus is the source of this 518-nucleotide messenger RNA. The record is from the annotation of a GenBank genome assembly. Lineage: Eukaryota; Metazoa; Chordata; Amphibia; Anura; Ranidae.